Fusarium verticillioides 7600 is the source of this 1466-nucleotide messenger RNA. RefSeq lists its product as hypothetical. The transcript has 2 exons. The coding region runs from base 1 to 990 and encodes 329 amino acids. The record is from RefSeq and is a predicted model, not a curated record. Gene Ontology annotation, molecular function: palmitoyl-(protein) hydrolase activity. Gene Ontology annotation, cellular component: membrane. Lineage: Eukaryota; Fungi; Ascomycota; Sordariomycetes; Hypocreales; Nectriaceae.
AUGGCCUCGCAUGCCAUCACCAUAUCGGCCAUGCGCUCGCUGGGCGUUUGCAUAAGGACUCGGCCGCGUAUAUGUACACAUGCAACUAUGAGGCCUCAUCUGGGCCGCGCUAGGUCCCUGCAUGUUGCGCCUUUUCUCAUGCCGCCGUUGGUGUUUACUGGCUUGUUUGUAGCUUUGUGGAGUUGGAAGUGUUUGAUGAUGGUUCUGUUCCAGAAUACGAUCAUCUAUAAUCCGUUCUUACCACCCAAUUCUCGGAGUUUGACCAUUGAGGAGUUCUCCCGCGACUGUGGACGCGUGAAAUGGAGGGAAGAGAGAAUUAAGUCAUUGGAUGGAACAGAGAUUGCCUUGUGUGUAGCAGAUGUUCCCCCAGUAUCUCAAGCGAGUGCUGGUAAAACAAAGCACCCAGUUUAUAUCCUCUACUUUCAAGCUCAAUUACAUGAAAGUAGAUCAGAGAAUGCUGAUCAAGAGAAACCAACAGUACUGCUCUGGGGACAGAGCAUUGGCUGUGGUUUUGCAACUAACCUAGCAGCCAAAGGCGAAUUCCCUCCCAAUAUAAAACUUAACGGUCUUAUUCUGGAAACACCCUUUACAAACGUCCGAGCAAUGCUCCAAGCAUUAUAUCCACAGAAGUGGCUUCCUUAUCAAUAUCUCUGGCCAUUUCUCCGAAACCACCUGGACAGCUGGACCAACCUCAGCAUGAUAGCCAAGAGAUUCCCAGAUGCGCCACCGGGGAUAUACAUAGUAGAAGCCGGAAAAGAUGAGCUUGUACCUGCCAAUCACGGCGAGGAACUGCUUCAGCGAUGCCAACAGGUUGGACUCCCAGUGGAGCGCCAAAAGAUCCGCGGGGCACUUCACAACGAAGCCAUGGUGAGAGUCUCGGGCAAACAAGCACUUGCGCAGUCCAUCUCGACGGCUGCAACACGGGCACGGGAACAGGACUUGUUAGGAAAAGGAGAAGAUGUGAACAAUGCAGGGAGAGGGUCGACUUGAAACUGAUCAAGUUGAGGGGCAAAACGUCCAAGUCUCGAGUUCUCUGGCGUGAAUUCGGGACUUAUCGGUCAUCUGCAGCCGUGGCGUACAGGGAUCUUAAGUGUGUGUGACAGGAAAUGCCGUCACGGUCAACCGUAUAACGGGCAUUGUCAGGGUCGAUGCCCUCAAAUCUCAGGGAGGUUUCUCAUCCGAGCCUCGCACUAAGGGUCACUAGAACCCAACAGGCUGUAUCGAGUGUGGAGGUGUUGGGAGCUAUGUCAGGUACCUUACCUUGGUUCCCCUGGUUAAAUCACAAAUCAUACCCACCGACGAAAGGCUAAAAGAUCCACUAUCAAUUAAAACAGCAUGGGGUUAAAGGGCAAAAAGUUGUUUGUGGUCGAGAGUGUGCUUGGAGGGGAGAAGCUGUUAUGUGAAGUCGUGAGAACUAGAUAGGCAACGAGGCCUCGUAAUGGCCAUACAUCAUCAACCCGAUUGAG